GAGGAAGUUGAUGGCCAUCAGGAAUGCAGGCAGGGCGUGUCACCUCAGAGUGGCGAGGGAGGGGACAGGUGUAAAUGAUGUGCCGAUGUUCAGAGAUUCGUCACUCCCUCUUGCAUUCCAGCUCUAGCUCCACUCAGCUCACAAACACGCCACACAGCCCCGAGCCCCAGUAAAGACUUGCAACGUCCCUUCCUGUCGGAGCAGCGGACAGAUUUACAUCGCACUCACAUGGUGUUCAACCACCAAGACUGGAUAAAGCUGGGUUUUGUGCUGGACUGUAAUUUCUGGAUUCCUUUAGCACGGUGGAUAUGGGAGGCAGAGAGGAGGUUGUGUGGAGCAUGCCCGGGUCCAACAUGCAGUUCACACACACCAGAUUGAACCGUUUCAGGUUCCGUCCUGUCCGAAGCCCAGUGAUGGGCAAGCGCGUGAAGCCAUCCUCCCACAACAAAAAAGCCAGAGAUCCCAGCCCCACCGAGAUGAGCGUGGAGCCCUGGGCCAGCCCGCAGGACCAGGCAGCCGCUGAACACGCACACAGCACGCACGCGCUUCCCGCCCAGGAUCAGGAGCAGCACCCCGACAAACUCUGUCUGGACUCCUUUUGGAGUGAGGUGGAGACCAUCCGACAGGGGAGUGGCUACACAGACGUCGACUGCACCAGGAGAGACUCCAGACAAUCAGAAGAGGGUGAACAGGAGGAGCAGUGGUUGGCUGAUGCUGGUUUGUCGACCCUCAUCAGCGAGGACAGUGGAGAUGUAGAAAACGUGGUGCUGCUGUCCACUCUGACUCGGACCCAGGCCGAGGCCGUCCAGCGUCGACUGGAUUCCUAUACGCUGUCCCUCCGCAAGAGGAACAAACCGGCGCCGCGCGACGUUCGCGACAUCUUCAACUCCCCCAUCACUCAGACCCUUCUGCCUGAGUCUCAGCAUAGUGAAGACCUUGGCCAAAACAGCAUGGCUUCAGUUGCCAAAACACCUCUAUCAGCUGUGACACCAGAGCAUCAGCGUGGUGCUCCGAAAGAGGAAUUCUUCAUCACCGAUGUGGCUUACUGCGAACAAGCUGUCAUCUUCCUCAAACAGGCCAAACUGCCGCAGAACAACAGCCAACGCAGGAAAGAGGACGGCACUCUGCCUCGGGUGAUCUGCCCCAAGUGCCGUCUAGGAGUGACUCGUAUCCAAGAUCUCUCCCACACUGACAUGAAGAAGGUGCGUCAGUUGGCUCUCAUCGACAUGACGGCGCUGUGCGACCUCUUAGAGCUCGAGGUCAAAAGACACAAAACCUGCAAGAGGAAAAUCCCAGAGAGCACGCUCUUUGGGGUGCAGCUGGCCACGCUGAUGGAGAACGAUCAGAAAAUGAAGCCCACCACUGCGACUCCUCUCUUCCUGCAGGCGUUGUUGUCGUUUUUGGAAAAGAAAGGAGUUGAUUCGGAGGGGAUCCUGCGGGUUCCAGGGUCUCAGUCCAGAAUUAAGAUGCUGCAGCAGAAUCUGGAGACCAACUUCUACUCAGGGCAGGUCAGCUGGGAUGAAGUGAGUCCAAACGAUGCUGCUGCACUGCUGAAGAAGUUCAUCCGGGAGCUUCCCGCUCCUUUGCUCACCGCUGAGUACCUCAACACCUUCAGCGCCGUCAGAGACAUCACAGAGCUGAAGCAGAAACUCCACAUGUUGAACCUGCUCAUCCUGCUGCUGCCUGAACCCAACAGGAACACACUCAAGGCCCUCCUCGAGUUCCUCAGUAAGGUGGUUUCCAGAGAGAAGAGGAACAGGAUGAAUCUGUGGGCCGUAGCGACCAUCAUGGCUCCCAACCUCUUCCUCCAUAAGGCCAUCCCCAGCAGACUGACAGAGGGGGCAGAGAAAGGACAGGCGGAGAAGGCAGCUGAUGUUAUGAGGCUCCUCAUCCGCUACCAGGACCUGCUUUGGACGAUCCCCAAUUUCCUCAUGGGCCAGGUGCGUAAGCUGAAUGAGAACAGUAACCGGCGUUACCAGUUCUACGAUCGCCGCAUCAAGAACCUGCUGAGGAAGAUCCACACAGACAGCCGGGAAAAACCUGAUAAAAACACCUCAGAGCCGUGCCGUACGGUGAAGGUCCAGGUCGGGGAUCUGCUGAGCGGCACCAUGGAGUUCCAGCUCAACAUCAACUCACGAACCUCAGACCUGCUCGCCCAGUUUCACCGCCAGUUCCUCCGCAGCCCUGAAAAUGGAAAGGGCAAAAUGCGAAGCAGAAACGGCGCUGUGGCGUAUCCAGACUGUGCCCUGUACGAAGUGGGAGGGAAUAUUGGUGAGCACUGUCUGGAUCCCGACACACAUCUCCUGGAUUUGUACAACAGUAACCCUGGAGGGGAGUGGGUCAUCAAGCUGAAACCCAACGCAAGCAGAGGGCUGUGACAUGGGGGCUGUGGACGGAUUGAAGGAUGGACAGAUCUGGGAACAGGUUGCUGAAGAUGACAAAAGCAGAGCCUAAAAAAAGAUCAAAUCCAGACAGCCCUCUCUCCACUUCCUGUCCUGUUUAACCUUCGAGCGACAUGGGAGAGGGAGACAGAUGGAGGAAGCAGAAACACAAAAAAUGGAGAAUCUGCCAGGAGCAGAGCCUAAAAACUGCCUAUGAUCAGAUGAACACACACUGCGCUCUUUCUCUUUCUCCUCUAGCUCUCUCCAUCUUCUUCUCCCUUAACUCCAUCAUUUCUCUCCGGGCUACGACGCUGAAAGCAAAAAGUUGCUGACGUGACUCAUUAUUUCCGACAGAGAACCUGCUGCAUAGAAAAGAGAGGACGGAGAGCGGCUGGGCAGUUGGGUUCACCAUCUUUUCCUCUCAAACAAUCAUGUCCAACCAUUAGUGAGCAGAUGGGGAUGCAGAGCACCUCUGGCUAUAGAGAGCCCCUUCCAUUUUCUCCGGUCAGUCAGACAGUGUGUUUUUUCCUACUGCGGGUUUCAUUCAUGAGCCGUUUUUAGAAAAGGUGAAACAUCAUACAGGAGUUUUCUGUGCAUAUUCUUUGCUAAAUUGGUUUCUAAUUCUGCACCAGUCGGUAAAUGUUAAACAUGUUAUUUUAUACAGAAGAAAACAGAAUUUAUUUUUCAUUCUCGUCUUUGGAAACAACAGCUGUCGAGAUUUUGUGAUCGAAACACACGAACAGACUGUCUCUGAAUUUAGGAGUCAAAUGCUCAACAGUGGAAACCUGCUUAUUUAGACUUCUAGAGGAAAAUAUCAUUUUCAAAAAUUAGUUGGACUUUACACAUAACUCCGUGUAAUGGUCUCAGCUUUCACUUUCCCUGUCUGCAGCACUUUGUCCUGCACAUGUGUUUAUAAAAAGCCAGUUAGAAACUUGGUUACGUGUAUACAUGGCAGAACAAUCUGCGUUCUCUAGGAGAUUUCUAAUCAGGUUUAAUUAAUCUGCUACCCUGAUUACAGAAACCAGUUUUCUUGCUUUAACAUCAAAGAAAUUAAUUUACUGGAGACAGCCGACUGUAUACACACUGACUGGAGUAGAAACCCGUCCCAACCCAGCCUAGAAUAUGGACAGAAAACCUCUGCAUCCCAGUUUCUAUGAAUUACUACUAAUAAUAAAAACAGCAGUGAGAGAAAAUACAUUGAAACCCAAAAGCUAAUGGAAAUGAAGUCAACCUGGAAAUGGAGCGGGGACUUACUUACUGGUGGGGACAAUUACUGACUGAUCAAUCAACUAAUCAACUGGCUGAUCUUUCUCGCUCGCGCUUUCUCUCCCUCUCCUGCUGGCAUGUCCACUCUGCAGUGCAGACAUUUUGAUCACAAAGUAAACAAAGGCGGAAGAUUCCUCUGUAUCGACUCCUUUCAUCGUCUGUGCCAUUCAAAGAGGGAAAGAGACCCCGGUGAACUGAUAUCCCCUUUAUCUGUGAAACCCUGCGAUCUCCUGGGCCUUAUAAAAAAAAUAAAAAAAAUCCAUGGACUUCCAAGGACCCCUGACCUGUACAGAACAGUCCUCAAAGAGACUUUCUGUUUUUUUUUUUGAUACCAAGGGAUUUGGUGUCACAACCUCAAGGACAGUUAUUGUACCUCUAAAGGGAGUUGUUAAGGACACACAGUGAAGCUGGUCUUCAGUUUUCAUUUUUAAAAACAUGAAUGGAGCCAAAAGUGCUGAAGUGACUCCUUGGGUAUACUGGGAUUAUUAUUAUUUAUAUGAAUGUAAUGCCAUUGUUGCUUCUGUAUUUGAUGAGUAUUCUGUAGGCUAGAGAGACUUUAGGAUAAAUGUGGACUUGCUGCACUAAGUGUAACAGUAUGUUGUGUUAAGUCGCCCAUACUCAGUGUGGGAAUUUGCAGUGUUCUUGUACAUAUAUCUUCAUGCUCAGUUGUUGUUUUUUUUUCCCCGAUGGAUCUCUUUACAUCUGCUUCUCCUGAACAGUACAGUAAGAUAGAUUUCCUGUGUAGAUAUUGCUCAGUCAUGCACUCUGCUGUGAAGAGGCACUAAAAUCACCGCAGUAUGACGGUUUGUUGUGAUCGUGCUGCUACUCAAAGCCAGUUAAGUUAUUCCAAACACACGCAAGCAGCAAAUGAAUGUGUUUAACAUUUUGUACCGAUCGUCAGAUGUGAAUCAUUUACUCCUCGCAAUCGCAGCCAUGUUGGUGCUCCGCGGCCAUUUUGUGGGAAGUAUCUCGCACACACUCCACUCGAUAGACGGAGUAAUGACAGCCGGCCCGGCACCAACAUCUAUCAACACCCUCUGCUCCAUCUCUGUCACCUCCCCAUAAUGGACUAUAAUGGCAGUGUGGUGCAAGCAUCUGAAACGCACCGAAGAAUCACAUUUCUUUGAUAAAGGAGACGGUAAUAAAUGGCUGUUAUAAAUUCUGCGGUCCUGGACCUGACGACAGCAGCAGGAGUGUGCAUGUGUGUGUGUGUGUGUGUGUGUGUGUGUGUGUGUGUGUGUGUGUGUGCAUGUGUGUGAUGAGCUUCAUUACACAAGUCCAAUUGGCCUGUCCCAGGGUCCCAGGCACAGUUCAGUGCCCCGGCACAAAGCGAGCUGAUGAAACUGCCUUCUGCUGACAAUCAGGAGAACUAGGUCACCUCUGAAGCAGCAUCCCAGAGGGCAAGCAGUGUGAGUCCAAACACCCCGAGGAGUAGAGCACAUGGACACGUAUUGUCUAAACACACAUGACACACACACACACGGACAAACCAAAACAGGGGCCGCGAGUUCACACACUACACCAGUUUACUGUUGACUGUUUGUGUUUGUAUAUAUGUGAAUGUGUUUGUGUGUGAGAGAGGGGGUAGAUAUCUCUGAAACAGUGUUAUCUAUAUACGUAAUUACCCAAGACUAAAUGAUGGACAUUUAUGAGGGACACUUGUCCCUUGUCUUGAUCAAGGUGUGGCUGUGGACCGCUUAUUGUCUUCAACAGCGUCCAACUUUUAUUGUGGUGAAGAGUUUAGACGUCAGUCAGCAGACAUCAGAAUGUAUAUUUAUGCCCUUUACACAAGUCGUUGUUUUUAAUACUUCUGUGAAAAUACCUUAGGCUUUGCUGUAGAGAGAAAACAAAUGUUCUUUUUUUAUGUCAAUAAAUGUGAAUCUAA
Seriola dumerili (greater amberjack) is the source of this 5532-nucleotide messenger RNA. RefSeq names its product Rho GTPase activating protein 40 (gene arhgap40). The record is from RefSeq and is a predicted model, not a curated record. NCBI's taxonomy places the organism in Eukaryota, Metazoa, Chordata, Actinopteri, Carangiformes, Carangidae. Gene Ontology annotation, molecular function: GTPase activator activity. Gene Ontology annotation, cellular component: cytoplasm. Gene Ontology annotation, biological process: regulation of actin filament polymerization; signal transduction; regulation of small GTPase mediated signal transduction. Bases 309 to 2378 code for a protein of 689 amino acids. The transcript has 15 exons.